This is a messenger RNA of Sander lucioperca (pikeperch), 2645 nucleotides long. Its product is annotated as myb-related protein A-like. The transcript has 17 exons. The record is from RefSeq and is a predicted model, not a curated record. Gene Ontology annotation, biological process: regulation of DNA-templated transcription. Gene Ontology annotation, molecular function: DNA-binding transcription factor activity, RNA polymerase II-specific; RNA polymerase II cis-regulatory region sequence-specific DNA binding. Gene Ontology annotation, cellular component: nucleus. The coding region runs from base 177 to 2048 and encodes 623 amino acids. Lineage: Eukaryota; Metazoa; Chordata; Actinopteri; Perciformes; Percidae.
GACGUUCUCCGAUCGUCACAGUUCACGCGCUCUGAGAGCUGGACCGUCUCGAGCCGUUUCUUCCCUUCAGACCAACCGUCGCCGCUAGCUGCUAGCUUCUGCUAAAGUAAGCUAACCGUCACUUGGAACUACAAACUCAGCCGUUCAGUGUGUCAGUGUUCACAUGAGCAGCAGUGAUGAGCAGCAGAAGCCGCAGGUCCUGUAUGAAGAGCUCCAGCUGUUUGGGACAUAAAGGACGAUAUUCCAGAGUGACUUUUCAGAAGUCUGGAUGGGCAGAAGACGAGGAUGAGAAGCUGCACAGACUGGUGAAGGAGUUUGGAUCCAACAGCUGGUCUUCAGUUUCUGUGCACUUUAAAGGUCAGAGGUCAGAUGGAGAGUGUCAGCGGCGGUGGCAGCAGAUCAAGAACCCAGAGCUGGUCAAAGGUCCCUGGACUCAGGAUGAGGAUGAAAGGGUCUUGGUGCUGGUUCAGAAGUACGGUAUGAAGCGCUGGUCGCUCAUCGCCAAACACCUCCACAGCCGCAACGGCAAGCAGUGCCGCGAGCGCUGGCACAACCACCUGAACCCCACGGUGAAGAAGAGCGGCUGGACGCUGGAGGAGGACGCCAUCAUCUGUCAGGCCCACAGGCUGCUGGGAAACCGCUGGGCUGACAUCUCCAAGCUGAUGCCCGGCAGGACAGACAACUCUAUCAAGAACCACUGGAACUCCACCCUGAAGAGGAAGGUGGAGAAGGAGGGGUACAUGCAGGUCCUACACCACCACAACUCCUCCAGCUCCUCCAGCUCCUCUUCUUCCAGCAGACAAACAUCCAGGCCCUGCGGCCCCCCCAGCCGUGCCAACAUCCCCACUAAGGCGGACAGUCCGUGCAGUGUGAAGGACAAGUCUGGCUGCACCUCCAGCGAUCACCUGUGCUCCUUCUGUGUCCCCACCACCUCCUCAGGCUACGGAUCCUCACUGAGCAUGUGCGAGCUGACCACGCACGCCGGGCUGAUGGAGACGAACGCAGAGACCUGGAGCUGUGGCCCAAAGGAAGUGACCUCAUCGCUCGCCACCUGCCUGUACGGAGAGGACGGUGACCCGUCAGUCAUUGAUCUGAGCAGGAGUUAUGUUGCAGGUAUGAAGGAGCAGCUGGCGAACAGCGAGGACGGAGCCUCCUUCAUGGACUCCACCUCCUCCUGGAGCAGAAACAGCACGGUGACCUUCUCCCCCUCCGAGCUCUUCAGCCUGUGUGGUGUGGAGGAUCUGAAGUUACAGCGUCCAGCUCUCACCUCCACCCCCGUCUGUUCCCUCAAACACUCCACCAAAACCAACCAGGACGACUCUUGUCUGCACUGCAGCCACAGCAGCCAGACGCCCUCUGAGACCAGAGAGAGGAUAAAAGCGCUGUGGAUGUCAGCUCCUCAAACUCCAACACCUCUGAAGAUCCACAGCAACAAGAGCCAGAACGAGGUGUCGGUCUGUUCCAGCAGGAUGAUGAAUCUGACGUGGGAGGAGCGAAGUGGCGAUCCUGACAGCCAACAGUCCAGCAGCUCUGAGGUGCAGGGGGACAGUCUGCUGAGCGCCAUCGUGCAGGUCCAGAGGGAGUCCACAUCUGUCUCACAGGAUCAGGAUCAGUCUGGCUCUGCUUCCCAAGUCCUGAGAGAGUCCAGCUCUGUGUCCCAAGUCCAGAGGGAGUCCGGUUCUGUGUCCCAGGUCCAGAGGGAGUCCGGUUCUGUGUCCCAGGUCCAGAGAGAGUCCGGCUCUGUGUCCCAGGUCCAGAAAGAGUUCGGCUCUGUGUCCCAGGUCCAGAGAGAGUCCGGCUCUGUGUCCCAGGUCCAGAGGGAGUCUGGUUCGGCCCUGGGCUGUGACGAGUUUGGCUGCUUCCCGUUGGAUGGUCAGAUGGAGGUGUAUUGGUGUCAGCAGCCAGUCGGUUACCUGCACUCUCCUGAAUGUCCUGCAUACAGACUGAACCCCUUCGAGAUGAGCGGCGAGUUACAGCUGGUGAUGUUUGGGAAAACGGACGACCAGUUGAGUGUUACGGAGCAGGCGCGCCUCUACGUGGAGCCGUGAUCGCCUCCAACGUCGGCAUCUUCAGCACCGGCAGCCGGUUCUUCAGUCAGCUGUCCGCGAGAUGCCGCUGUGACCCCUUAUAUUUAUGAAAUAUUAAACUAUUGUUAGCUUCAGAAAGCUCCGUGUUCUGCUGAGUCACCCUGUGAAUCAUGAGUCAGCGUUUUAACGGCUUCACAGAGUCUCCAUCGCCUCCAACCGGUCGAUGUCUUAUUGAUUUAUUUAGCAGUUUACAUGUCAAACAUUUGGUUUUUAUGAAACUGUAUUUUAACAAAAAAAAUGACAACAUAUUUUUAUAAUUUUUAACAAAGUUUUUAACCGUUUCUGGUAGUUUUACUGAAAAAGAAGAUGUGGAUUUUUACAUUUUUAAAUGAUUUGUAAAUACUAUAUACAUAUUAACUUAUUUAUUGUAUUCAUGUAUUUAUUUCUUGAAAUCUCAAACACUGAAAAUGCUUUUUUGUUUUUGACACAAAGACACUUUAUAUUUAAAACUAAAUGUUUGCACUUUGGAUCAAAACUGAACGUAACGCAAACUCAUUUUAAAGGACCACGCCGACUUAUUGGGACUUUGUCUUAUUCCCCGUAUCCCCCAGAGUUAGA